Messenger RNA from Candidula unifasciata, 249 nucleotides. NCBI's taxonomy places the organism in Eukaryota, Metazoa, Mollusca, Gastropoda, Stylommatophora, Geomitridae. The record is from the annotation of a GenBank genome assembly.
AUGGGACUUGCCGAGGGCAUCGGUCAGAGCCAGUUCAAACCCAGGCUACGCGUGGUUGUGGGCGGAAAGAUAUACGAUGUCACAGAAUUUGCUGAUCGACACCCAGGAGGGAGGGAGGUACUGGAGAAACAUAACGGACAGAACGUGGAGGAGGCUAUGCAGAAUCCUGCAGUCCAUGGACACACCAAAAGUGCCUUUGUUCUUUUGGAGAAGUACUUUGUGGGAAAUGUAGAUUCUUUGCGUUCGAAG